AUGAUUAAUUUAAAAACUUUUAAAAGGUAAUCGUGUAUUAAAAGAGAUAAUAUUGUUCCCUAAAAUCUUUAGAUAAAAUAAAGAAAAGGUCUUGAUUAAGUUCUAUAAGGAUGUAGCUUCACUAUAAAAGGAGGAGAAAGGGUUGGUUGUGUAGGAAGAACUGGAGCAGGAAAAUCAUCAGUUAUAUAAGUUAUUUUUCGAAUGGUUCCUGUUGAAUAUGGUAGUCUUGUGAUGAUAGAUGAUAUAGAUAUCAAAAGAAUUUGCCUUAACACAGUAAGAAACUCUAUGAGUAUCAUUUCUUAAAUGCCGUGUGUAUUUAAUGGAACUGUUAGAAGAAAUUUAUAUCCUUUAGAUGAAUAUAGUGAAGAUUAAAUUUGGUAAUCUCUGAAAUAAACAAACUUAGAAGAAAUUAUAAAAAAAUACCAAACAGACUAAAUACAGAUAUGA
Molecule: messenger RNA, 447 nt
Organism: Tetrahymena thermophila SB210
Lineage: Eukaryota; Ciliophora; Oligohymenophorea; Hymenostomatida; Tetrahymenidae
Product: ABC transporter family protein
Exons: 1
Biological process (GO): transmembrane transport
Cellular component (GO): membrane
Molecular function (GO): ATPase-coupled transmembrane transporter activity; ATP binding; ATP hydrolysis activity
Source: RefSeq, a predicted model, not a curated record